Molecule: messenger RNA, 861 nt
Organism: Saccharomyces eubayanus
Lineage: Eukaryota; Fungi; Ascomycota; Saccharomycetes; Saccharomycetales; Saccharomycetaceae
Gene: PRO3
Product: pyrroline-5-carboxylate reductase
Exons: 1
Coding region: 1-861 (286 amino acids)
Biological process (GO): L-proline biosynthetic process
Molecular function (GO): pyrroline-5-carboxylate reductase activity
Source: RefSeq, a predicted model, not a curated record
AUGACGUACACAUUGGCUAUCUUAGGUUGUGGUGUUAUGGGCCAAGCGCUCCUUUCAGCCAUUUACAACGCUCCAAAGGCUGCUGACGCAGCCACCGCUGCAUUCUAUCCUUCCAAGAUCAUCACAUGUAACCACGAUGAGCCCAGUGCACAACAAGUUACUGAUCUUGUCGAAACAUUCGACGAGUCACCUAACGGUAUCACUGUGGACAGCACCUACGGCAACAACGUCAGCGCUGUGGAAGAGGCCACUGUGGUUCUUCUUGGUACAAAGCCAUUUUUGGCUGAAGAAGUAUUGAACGGCGUUAAGAAGGUCAUUAAGGGAAAACUGCUUAUUUCCUUGGCUGCCGGUUGGACAAUUGACCAAUUAACCCAGUACACUAGCACUGUGUGUCGUGUAAUGACUAACACACCUGCCAAAUACGGGUACGGCUGUGCUGUGGUAUCUUAUUCUGCCGAUGUUUCCAACGAGCAAAAACCAUUGGUUAACGAGUUGAUUAGUCAAGUUGGCAAGUACGUCGAAUUGCCAGAAAAGAAUAUGGACGCAGCUACUGCAUUGGUUGGUUCAGGCCCUGCCUUUGUUUUGUUGAUGCUGGAAUCCUUGAUGGAAAGUGGGUUGAAGUUGGGAAUCCCAUUGCAAGAAAGUAAGGAGUGUGCAAUGAAGGUGUUAGAAGGCACAGUCAAGAUGGUUGAGAAGAGUGGUGCGCACCCAUCUGUCUUGAAGCACCAAGUGUGCACACCAGGUGGUACAACCAUUGCAGGAUUGUGUGUCAUGGAAGAGAAGGGUGUCAAGAGUGGUAUUAUCAGUGGUGUGGAGGAAGCAGCCCGUGUUGCUUCCCAACUAGGACAAAAGAAGAAAUAG